Messenger RNA from Phytophthora sojae, 2337 nucleotides. RefSeq lists its product as hypothetical. Gene Ontology annotation, molecular function: metal ion binding. NCBI's taxonomy places the organism in Eukaryota, Oomycota, Peronosporomycetes, Peronosporales, Peronosporaceae. The record is from RefSeq and is a predicted model, not a curated record. The transcript has 3 exons. The coding region runs from base 1 to 2337 and encodes 778 amino acids.
AUGGCGGCCGCAGCAGGCUCGCCAGCCGAGCCGCAGCACGAGCCGGCGCCCGUGGACGCCGUCUCCGAAGAAGGAGAAGCUGCCGUUGUCGCGGACGCCGAGCAGCAGACGCCGACGCCCGACACCGGCGAACUGCUGGGCCGCGUCGCGACCGAGAUCAGCCAGGCCUUCCAGACGUCCCUCGCCCAGGUCGUGUCGGACAUCGGCCGCGAGUACGGCGUGGAGCCCAGCGCCAAGUUUGCAUGGAUGGAGAAAGGCGGCGCCGCGGGGGCACCGGGCGACGAGCAGCUGCACGGGAAGGAGGCCGCCGACGGCGACAGCGAGCUCAGCGACGACGUGCGCCGCAUCCUGCGCGAGCUCCAGGCCUCGCGACUGCAAGUGCGAGAGCUGCAGCAGGUCGUGGACGAGCUGCGCGACGAGCAGCGGCUCUCGAAGCAGCGCGUGGCGCUGUUCAGCACGCUCUCGGCCAAGUUGAAGCGCGAUCUUGUAGACGAACGACUGGCACUGAUCGACGCCAAGAACGAGAUCAAGGAGCUGCGGCGCAGACGCAGUGGCGACGACACUGGGUCUGGUGGUGGCCGCUCUCCGCAGUCGCCAUCGCUGCAGGAACAGAGUGACAACCCGUGGACCUCGCCCAACAAGCCCCUGGCCAGCUCCGGUAGUGGUGGAAGCGGGUCUGGUGCACCCGGUGGAGCCUCGUCCGGCACGAAUCUCAUGGCGUUUAACUUUUAUUCAUCUGCUUCGUCCAGAGGUGAAGGUGAACACGAAGGUGGCGAUGAAGACGAGCCGCCGUCCCCGUCUUCGAGCACGCAGACGCUCCGCAGCCAGCUCAUGGGCCAGUUCUUGCCGUCGUCGCUGCUGGACUCGCCUCAAGUCACGCCCAAACACGCCAGGCCCUUCCCCGGUGACACUCUCGGCGAAGACAAAGUGCCGCCCCCAAUUUCUGAAGUAAAGGACGACAUGGAGUCUCUAUCGCUGACAGCAUCACCAGCUCCUGAAGGCGCGACUAGCUCAACAGUGGAACAGGGCAACGCCGAAGUCACCAGCAAUGAGCCCAAGGAGACAAGCCAGAGCGAGGGUGGGAGACUGUCUGCUUCGGGUGGCCCGGCCUCGACGUCCUCGAGAUCGGCAGUCUCUCCUCUGCAGUUGUCCAUGCUGUCGGAGCUCUUCGACUCGAUUUCGGUCGAGGAAUUGGAGUCGACUUUGCUGCAAUUUGACGGCCAAGAGUCCGCAGCGAUCGAUCACAUCUUGCACACGCACCCGAGCUUCAACCCAGCGAUUGGAGCUGGAGCACGAGCAGAGAGCGGCGGCAGCCUAACUUCGAUGGCAUCGCCUUCCCCGUCUCGGUCGUCGUCGGUCGGUCACGGCAAAACGAGUUUGCACCGUAGCAGCAGCCAGAGCGGGCCGAGCGGGCCGCCUCCGGGAUCGUCGAGCAACUGGAAGACCGAAAUCUGCAUGUACUACAUGCAAGGCAAGUGCAACAAGACGCGACGCACCUGCUCGUUUGCCCAUGGUGAAAGCGAUCUGGUACGUCCCAGCGCUUCGAGUGGUGGCAGCAGUAGCAGCAAGCACGGACCCAACUACAAGACUCGGCUUUGCCAAGCCUACGAGAACGGAACAUGCACGAAAUCUCGUCGCGACUGUCCCAUGGCACACGGUGUGAACGAUCUGCGUGACGGAGGCUCUGGAAGCGGAGCAAGUGGCAGUCAGCAGAUUCUCCCAGCUGCGACCCCAAGGUUGCAAAGCUACAAGACCGAGCUGUGCUACUACUUCUUGAAGGGCAACUGCAACUACACCAAGGAGGAGUGCCGCUUCGCGCACGGUCAAAGCGACUUGCGCACGGUGGAGAGCAACACGGCGCAUAUUGCUGCCGCUGCCGCAGCAGCUUCUGGCUUUGGUGGCGACUUCCCGACGUCACCCGUGCCGCCGCCUCCUGCAGCCUCGAUGGAGAAGCAACUGCAGCUGCAGCACCAGUACCAGCAACAGUAUCACCAGCACAACCAGCCACCUUCCAUCCCUCAGCAGCAGCACCACCCGUUCCAGCCGCAGCCUCCUCCCGCCCAGCAGCAACAGAGUUUUGUACAUCAACACCAGCUCCAGUUGCAGCACUCGUCGCGAGGAGCUGGCGGAGCUGCGCACCAAUUCGGCUUCCAGCACCAGCAGUACGACAUGGCGCAGCAGCAGCAAAACCUGUACAUGCAGCCUCCCGGCCAGUUUCGGUAUCUGAAGAGCAUGGACGACAAGCGGUCAACGUCGGGUGGACGCCCGCCGCGACGGGACUCUGGGUCGUCAUGGAGCAGCUUCGAUGCUUCGGGACUGCCGCCUUCGGAGUACUAA